This is a messenger RNA of Caenorhabditis auriculariae, 6299 nucleotides long. The record is from the annotation of a GenBank genome assembly. NCBI's taxonomy places the organism in Eukaryota, Metazoa, Nematoda, Chromadorea, Rhabditida, Rhabditidae.
AUGGUACUUCAGCAAAUUUCACAGAAUAAGACAAAAAAAUCAAAAAUGGCUUAGUUUGACUUUGAGAGAGAAAAUUUCUCACACAGCCUACUGUAAGUGUUCCAUUGUUGUGUCACACCUGGCUUUUUCCUUCUUAGGUGAGGUAUCUUUGAGAUAAUUGGUGAAACCGAGAAAACAUGGAAUAAUUUCAGGUUGUAGUACGCAUAAGGCCACUGAAUGCGGAAGAAAAGGCGAGGAAAAACUUCCAAUGUGUCUUUCCACUGGACAGAAAAGUUAAGUUGGCGAGGUUGAGCGUAGAUAACAUAAUUUGCAGAGAGUCCUGUUAGUAGAUCCCGAAAAAUUUGAAAACAACAUUUUGCGACAGAAUCGGCAGCAUGAGAAAAAAUUUGAAUUCGAUGCUACAUUCGGUCCAAAUUCGACGCAGGUUUGCAGAAAGACAUUGGAAACAACGGAAAAAAACAAAAUGAAUGACAGGAAGACGUACAUCAGUCGACUACAGGACCCAUAAUCGACUCGGUCAUCCAAGGCUACAAUGCCACCGUGUUCGCCUACGGCGCCACAGGUUUUUCGAAGCGAGAACACAUUUUCUUCUCAAGAAAUAGAAAUCGAAAAAAAAAUGCGUGCUGCGUCCAAAGUGUUUUUAGGACAAAAACAAAUUGGAAAAAAUGGCGCAGAAAAAAAAAAUCCCUUAAACAUCGAGUUGAGAAUUGAGACUUUGUGGGUAGGUAUAACCUUUUUGAAGUUCUGCUAAAACUUUCAGGCAAACGGACAAAAAUUUGAGUUUCUAUGUCCGUUUAUUUUUGGCUAGAUUUUUUCAAAAUUAGCGUUGAAAAUAGUUUUAAAUUAUCUACGUAUCAAAAGAUUUAAGAAGAAAACUUUAUCCCUUUAUUUCCAUUUAUUUCAAAAAAUAACUUUUUUAUUCAAGCAAAAGUUAAGGUUCUGGAAAGACUUAUACGAUGAUCGGAACGAAAGACCGACCAGGUUUGAUGACUCUCAUGACGAAAACGUUGUACGAAAAGCUCGAUCAUCAAUUUAACGUCAACCUAUCUUAUUUGGUUAGCGUCAAUCUUUGAUUCAUCGACAACCUCUUUGUUGUAGGAAAUUUACAACGAGGUUAUAAGAGACUUGUUGAACCCAAACGGUUCCGACUUGGACUUGCUCGAAGAUGAAAAAGGCAAUAUUCGGGUACCUGGAUUGUCUUCUGUCAAAGCUCCGAACCUGUCAAGGGUUGGUAGAAUCUCGAUCAUUACUCAACCCUUUGUUUUUUUUUUUGCUUCAACUUUAUUUAAAACGAACUGGAAAAGGAAGAAAAAAGUUUGAAAAUGGAAAAAGAACUUUGAAAAAUCUUUAAAAAGAUUUACCUAUUUUCCUAAAAUACUCACGGUGUUUCUUUUGCGACGCCCCGCCCACUUUUCUCCGUCAAUUAGGACGUGUUUAGUGCAUGCACAAAAAAUUUGGAAAAUAAGGUUAACCGAUGAUAUAAGUGUGAGAAACGAAUGAACAUUGAAGAAAAAAGACGAGGAAAUUAAAAGAGAUUAAAUAAAACUAUAUUGCUGUGGAGAAACAAAUAAAAGAUGUUUUACAGCAAGUACUUUUUAUUAUAAAAAGUUGACGGAAUAUCCGGAUAGAAAUGAAUUCCGGAACAUACUUUCUCAACUUCACAGACUUUUUUCAUGUAACUCCAUCUCAUUGAUGUCCACAACCUAGGAAUCUGAACAAUCGACAAAAAUAGAAUAAGAAAACAUAAAAUGGGGUGGAACAUGUUCCAUACAAACAGGUGGAGAUUUUCAAAACGCUUCUUCAUCACGAGUUUUAAAGUUAGCCUCACAGAACUACUUUCAAAAAACUUCUAACAACCCAGAGUAUACCCCGAUCGUGGUCCCGCAAUACUAUCAGCAAUCUACGAAAAGAAAAAGUGAAAAAAUAUGAAAAAAUUGACAAAAAAUCAAAAAUAAAGCCACUUUUUCAAAAUUCGCGGGCGAAUUUCGAGAAGUGCGCAGACUUUGCCGAGUUUCAAAUUCCUUGCAUUUUCUUCAACUGGCAGAAACGCCGUGUACUGUGUGGAAAAUCGAAAAAAUUUUCCGACCGAUCCGAAACCAAAUGUUCGGAUCAGUUGAUAAUUGAUGGGUUUGGAUGUGCAGGAGUGGGAAUCUCGCUCGGUAGCGGAUCGGUUAGGAAUAUCCCGGUCAGAGGCUUAAAAAAUUUUUCGAACACUACGAGUAGAAAGGGUGAAGUUCUGAACAGAGCAAGCAAAACUUAUAUUUUCGGUUUUUUAUUGUAAUCUUCCCCUGAGACGAUUCAGAGAGAAACAGAUACAUGCCGUAGGAGAAAAAUAAAAAAAAGGCGUAUGCGGGUCAACAAGAAAAUUUCGUAUGAAAAACGUUGCUUAUUUGAGAUAAUGCAAAUACUACAAGAAGGCAAUUUGCGGCGAACUCAAGAGGCGACGAGGGCCAAUCAGACGUCCUCGAGGAGUCACGCGCUGCUCCAGGCACUGGCAAUUUGUCUACGCAUCCAAUGAGCAGGAUUUCAGGUCGUUAUUUUCAAAAACGACGCCUUGUUCAGCAAGCUUUUCAUGAUAGACCUGGCAGGCUCCGAGAGAGCGUCGAAUACCCAAGUGACUUCUGCAAAAAAAAGGAAAACACAUUUGAAAGUUUAGAAUAAAGGACUUCGACUGAAGGAAGGCGCAGCCAUCAAUCGGUCUUUGCUAGCACUCGGAAAUGUCAUAAAUUCCUUGUCAUCUAGUAUCCGUGAAGAUAAUCUACUCAAAUCACAAAAAUUUUCAGAAAACACCAAGUUCAUCAAUUAUCGAGACAGCAAGCUGACACGUCUUUUGAAAGAUUCUUUGGGUAAAAUGACUUCAAGUUUGAUUGUACGGAAAUUGAUCAGCAAAUGACGUUGAAUUUUUUUAACAGAAUACCAGUAUAUAGUUUUCGAAAAUUCUUCAUUCAUUGUUACUUAUUCUUACAUUCAAAACCUACUAUUCGGGAUUUAUUUUUUUUUAAUAUUCGAAAAAAAACUUUCCAAAAAGGACAAAUGCAAGAAUUUCAGGUGGUAACACGCGAACGGCGAUGAUUGCUCAUGUUACCCCAUCGAGCGCAAAUUUCGAAGAAUCGUACAACACCCUAACCUAUGCCUCUCGCGCAAAUAACAUUACUAACAAGGCGAGAAGAAAUUUAUAAAUAAAAAACUCAGUUUUAUGAUUAUAGUUGGUGAAAAAUCGGCCAGCGUCAGCCGAUCAAGUUUAUUCCGAAGCUUUGGUGAGGUUGAGAAAAGAGUACAACUCCCAGCCUUUGAAAAACUCUUCAUCUACAAAUGCCUGUAAGUAUUCCUGACUAGGAAACUGUCUGAGGUUUUGGGUUCAAUAUUUCAUGAUAGGUAGGUUUAGCUGGAAGUUUCCAAGAGUCGAGAACUAAUUUGCAAAAAAUCGAUGAGUGAUGAGAGAAAUUGUAUUGGAAAACUUUGAAAAAAAUUUUUUGUUCGGAAUUUACGAAAAAACUUCGUGUGGUAUGAAAAAAAAGCCAGCUAAUUUUCGAACGGCGACUUUUCCGAUUUUUUCAUAGCGCUCGGGAUCUUUCCGACGAACAAGUUUACGAUGAAUGCCUUUCCAACUUGUUUCCCUUAUUUUUUUUGUUUAUAAAACAUCUAUCAACUUUUUUCCUUAUUUCUUUGUGUUUCAAUCAUGAAUCAACUACCUUCUUUAUAUAGCAGAUUCAAAACAAAGAGUUUAUUGAGAAAUAAAGUCGGAAAAAUAUUAGUCGGACACUUCUCUGUCGGAAAGUUCCCUAGCGAUAUGAAAAAAUCAGAAUUGGCCGUUCAAAUUUCGCGGGUAUACGACCGAAAUUUUUAUUCGCAAUGAUUUUGGAUAGAAAUUUCGAAAUUUUUUUUUUCAAUCCAGGAAUUCCGUUAUUCAAGAUUUUUUUGUAAAUCUGUGACACCCCUUUUUGAGUUUCUCAUGACGCUAUGCACUCAGCAAAUAUUUCCUACUUCUUUUUAUUACUUCGAACUCAGAAAAUACGAGCCCGAUCUGUGAGAAUACUUUAGACUGAUUCUUGAUGACUAAAUAUAUCAUAUAUAUCAGAGUUUUGAAUUCCUAUUGAUUUCAAAAAUUCAGUGACAUCGAAGCAAUCGACAGCUCAAGAAAGGCAACAACCAUCUAGGCUGACCAACAAGUCCAACGACUCCAACAAGGUUCGAAGAUUCGAGGUGCUUGAACUUACGAAAGUCUUGCAUCGUCUAUAUUUAAAGAGCUGUUAUUGUCCCCAUUCUUAAAAAAAAAGAAUUUCUGAUUAGAAGCUCCUUUAAUGUUGAAAAAUUACAGGAUCGCAAAAACGCUCAAUCUUUUGUUUUUCCAAUCUGAAGCAACAAUAUAUAGCACUCGGAGAGAAACAACAGAAGCUGAGGUGAGAGACUAAAAAAAGUUUUCAUAUUCCGAUUGUCAGAAACAGAUAUAAAGUAGAUAUAUGUCUUUCAUCUUCUUCAACAGAGCCGCUUUUUCAAACUGCAAGCCUGAAAAACCUUUUGGUCAAUAAUUUUUUCGGUUGAGAGUUUGAAACUUAUGAAGAUUGAAAUGCGAAAUUGAAUGAAAUUUUAAAAUGUGGAUAUAUUCGUUCCAGUUUUCAAUCCAAAUCGUUUGGAAAAAAUACGUGUAAAACUGCAGUUUUCUGAAGAUUUCUAAUUUUGAGGAAUUUCAUUUUGUUUUCAAAGAGAAAAAGUUUUUGAUCAUAAAUUGAAAACAAAAUUUUUUGGUUUUAGAGAAAAACUCAUGGACGUCAACCAGGAAGCCUAUGCGAUGGAAAUGUCCAUAAUGUCAAAAAGUGCGAUAAUAAACGCCUGGGAGAAGUACAACCAAGGAGACAAGCCGGCGGAGAGUAUAGAGUUGUUGAAAGCGGACAGCAAUGUUCUGGUCGGGGAGUAGGCCUUUAUCAGGAAGUAUUUUGUUGGAUUGCAGAGCACCCGAGUAGCCGUCUUGAGAGAAUCUCGGACGAAAAUCGAAAGAGCGUUGAGAAAAGGCGCCGAAACGGCGAGUUCUCUGGAAUCGCGCAUGCGAGCUCUCGCCGCCACCAACGAACAGCAAGACGUCGUGCGUCUUCUCGUCAGAAUGUCCGCAAUCGAAGCAGAAAGUUUGCCCAGCUUCGAUUUGAAAGAGGAGAAGCUCAUUAUUCAGCCAUUCAGUUUCCCCAUCUCAUUGUUUAUUCCUUCUCUUCAGAGAAUAAUUUUUCGAGAGAAAAUUAAUGAGCAAUUGGCUCUCAAGGCUGGAUGUCUUUUUGAGAACUAGAAGUCUAAAAAAACCACAACUAUACAGUGUUUACAACUGAUUUCUUGUCAAAAUUUUCAAGAUUUGAAAAGUAAGCUCUCCCAAUAGCAUCUGACUCUUAAACAAGGUUGGAAUACGAUCAAAAAUUUCUCAAAGGUAAAAAAGAACUGAAUUUGAAGUUCAAACUUUCAGAAACGGCUGCACUGAACGACCUAGCGAUCCAAGGGCUCAUAAUGGAGAAAAAAGACACAUCAAUUUCAAAGUUACAAAAAUACGAACUUGUAGCGGACCGUUUGAUCGACGGGAAAUUGGAAGGUUGAAAACUGCCCUUGUUUGAUUCAUUAUAUUUAUACGCCAAAAAAAACCUCAAUCGUUUUUGAAAUUUUUUAAUAACGAAAGUUAAGAUAAAAAUGCACGACUAUUUUUAGACAACCUCUCACUCAAUUUUUUUUAGGAAACGACAGGAAGAAGUUAGAAGAAGAGUACCGAGUGAUUAAAAAUCAGUUUCAUUAUCAUCUUUUGCCGCUGAAAAACGUGCAAUCGGGAGCUUCGUGGAACUCCCUUCUGCUACCAAAAAUCCAGGGAAAUGAGGAGAGGUGUGUAAAAAGAUUUUUUUUUUCUUUUCUAUGAGACAUUCUUCGAAAACCGUUCAGAGUCCUUGUAAUACUGAUAAAUUAAAAAAAAACCGAAAAAUCGUUCCAAGGAGCUUUUCUGAAACUUUAAAACCGAAGAAGUUUUUUAAAGAAUAUUAAAAACUGUGCAGGCUGGGAUGUCCAAAAUCUCAAUCUAGUAAUCCAAAGAUUACUCAGACCAUCUUCCGAAAGUCUCUCUCAUUGGAAUUUUGAGUUUAGAAAUGGAACUAAGCGUGCUAAAAAACGAGAUUCCGUCCAACUACCCUUGAUUCCCAGCGGUUCAAAGCCUUUCUUGAGUUCGAGCGACUCCUAUGACGACAGUUGCGGUAAUCAUUAUUUUACAGAUUUUUCAAUAAUACUUUGUUUUAGGUGAGCGGUAUCCUGAGAUAGACGUUCGCUUGCCGGAAAUAUGA